AUGGCAACACCUACCGAUCUGCAGCUCGCUCGGCAGUCCUCCGCCUUAGAGACUGCUUCCAUCACUGCCCUCCUCCGUACUCCCCAAGAACGGGCGUUACGCGCAAAGAUACUUCCAGUGCUUGCUAAAGACCCUUUAUUAUCGAAGACUGGCCGCCCCUUCAAUAACCACGCCGAGAACCUCCUCCUCGCCCUCGCCAUAUCGAAGCGUCUACUGGAACUACGAAACGAAAACAGUUGGACGUCGGAAGAACUACGGUUCGCGAUUUACCUUCACGAUGAGCCUUUGCCCAUCCAGUUGCAUGAGACUGCAUUCAUCGCAGUGAUCGAAGCGCAAGGCACCGACGCUCAGAAGAAAUUCUGGGUUCCCCGAUGCCACAGCUACGAAGUUCUCGGGUGUUACGCGCAGACUGAGCUCGCGCACGGGAGCAAUGUCCAGGGCCUCGAGACCAUCGCGAAAUAUGAUCCCGCCACGCAGGAGUUCGAGGUGUUCAUGCCCCGGAAGGAGAGUACGAAGUGGUGGGUUGGCGGGAUGGGAGUGCUCGCGAACCACGCCCUCGUUCAGGCGAUUCUCGAGCUCCCGUCGGGCCGCAAAGGUCCCCACCUCUUCAUAGUCCCCAUCCGAUCGCCGAAAACGCAUCUCCCGCUCCCGGGCGUCACGGUCGGCGAUAUCGGCCCCAAGGCCUACGCUGGCUUCGGAUACAUGGACAACGGCUACCUCCACCUCACCUCCAUCCGUAUUCCACGCGAAAAUAUGCUGCAGCGGUUCGCAAAGGUGGAUGUCGAUGGUACUUACCACCCUGCAAAGCACGAUAAGCUCUCGUAUGGGUCUAUGGUGGCGUUGCGCGCGGGGAUACCCACGGCUAUGGGAUGGAACCUCGCGCGCGCGGUGACGAUCGCUAUCCGCUACUGUGUCAAUCGCCGUCAAUUCGGCGGGGAGCAGGGAAAACAGGUGGAGCUGCAGGUGCUCGAUUACGCGUCCACGAAGAUGCGGUUAUACCCACUACUUGCCCGUGCGUAUGCCUACAUUUUCGCUGGACGAGAACUACAGACACUCUAUCACCGCAUGCUCCGCGACCUCGUCGAUCGGGAGGACGUCACGCUGCUGCCAGAAGUGCACGCGCUCUCCUCCGCGCUGAAAGUAAAGUCUACCUGGGACUGUGUCCAAGGCUUCGAGGAGAGCAGGAAAGCCAUGGGCGGCCACGGCUUCUCGCACAUGUCUGGCGGCGGCGCCAUUUUCGCCACGAACACGCCGUCGCAGACAUACGAGGGC
Molecule: messenger RNA, 1272 nt
Organism: Tricharina praecox
Lineage: Eukaryota; Fungi; Ascomycota; Pezizomycetes; Pezizales; Pyronemataceae
Product: acyl-CoA dehydrogenase/oxidase
Exons: 2
Biological process (GO): fatty acid beta-oxidation using acyl-CoA oxidase; lipid homeostasis
Cellular component (GO): peroxisome
Molecular function (GO): fatty acid binding; acyl-CoA oxidase activity; FAD binding
Source: RefSeq, a predicted model, not a curated record